AUGGCUGUCAUCAAAUUCAGCAUCUUACUUGGUCUCUUUGCCUUUUCAGCCAAAGUGAUUGCCACACCUCCUGCCUGUCUGCUUGCAGCUGUCAACGCUGAGAAGGACCCUUCGGACCUUGACACCAUUUGUGGCGACAAUGCUUCGAAAGUCCAGCAAGCGAUCGCCUCGAUCUGCGGUAACAAUGUGGAUGUGGCUCAAUCUGCAUUUUCGAGCACCUGCGCUGGCGCCGGCAAAACCGUUUCAUCCUACUCUGCCUCUGCAACGUCCUCCGCCACGUCCUCCGCCUCCGGUAAUGGGACCGCGAUUAUGACCUACACUACCGAGUCCUAUGAUUCCUCUUGCUCUUGCACCAGGACGGCCGUCAUGACCACCGCUGCCGCUACAAACAGCUCCGGAAUGACAUUCAGCUACCGAGCUACUGGUACUCCAGGGGCCUCGGGCUCUGCUGGUGCUGCUGGCUCUGCAUCUGCAACCGGAGCAUCGCUCCCUCAAUCCACUGGGGGUGCAUCCAGCCAGGGCGUUGGAAGUCUGGCCGCUGCUGUCAUUGCUGUUGCUGGUGUCGUUGCGGUCUUGUAA
Messenger RNA from Endocarpon pusillum Z07020, 579 nucleotides. RefSeq lists its product as uncharacterized. The transcript has 3 exons. The coding region runs from base 1 to 579 and encodes 192 amino acids. The record is from RefSeq and is a predicted model, not a curated record. Lineage: Eukaryota; Fungi; Ascomycota; Eurotiomycetes; Verrucariales; Verrucariaceae.